Mesorhabditis spiculigera is the source of this 741-nucleotide messenger RNA. Lineage: Eukaryota; Metazoa; Nematoda; Chromadorea; Rhabditida; Rhabditidae. The record is from the annotation of a GenBank genome assembly.
AUGUUCCUCUGGUUGCUACAACAUGCCAAUUUUCUCCUUAUACACUCCCAGCACCUCAUCGACCCGACAGACUGGAUAGCCAUGGACACGGCCGGCGAUCUCAUUUCCAAUGUAUCAGAACCAGUCCCGGGAUUGGAUCGAAUAUUACGAGGCGGUACUCCCUUGGCGUCGUGUGAUUUGUACAACAUCACCUUUACUACCUCAGCCGAUCAAUCUAUAUUUUCUAAAAAUAAUGGGAGCUUGGAGUGCCGGUGUCCGCUGCGCUACUCCGGACAGUCGUGCGAGGUGCAGCCACCCAUUGCCUUGCCCUUGAUACAAACAUAUAACUUCUUCACCCCGUUCGCCGGAAGCAUGAUACUCAUCGUCGGCGUCGUGUUGCUGGCCAUCUUCUUCGUCACGAUGCUGAUGCUUCGCGGUUGUUUCUGCGAUUGCUUCGGCCCAAUGUACUGGGGCUGCGGCAGAAAAGACGAGGAAGAGGAUCGCCCUCUCGAUCAAGAAGUCCUCCAGAAGAUGCUCAACGAGUGCAAGAGGAGCGACGUCAGGAGGGAGCUGAUGGCUCACGAGCAAGAGUACGGUCCCGUCUCCACAAUCUCAGAUGGGAUGGCUCAGCCCUAUAACACUACCGUAAUCGUCCCUUCUGCCCCGGCAGAGUACAGGAGACCGCCCUCUCCUCCUCCAGCCUACAGUUCCGUGGCCGGAAGCGCUGAACGACUCAACUCUCAGAUGCCACAUACCCAAAUU